Molecule: messenger RNA, 1023 nt
Organism: Theileria orientalis strain Shintoku
Lineage: Eukaryota; Apicomplexa; Aconoidasida; Piroplasmida; Theileriidae
Exons: 4
Coding region: 1-1023 (340 amino acids)
Source: RefSeq, a predicted model, not a curated record
AUGAACAACAUAUAUUUCAUAGCACUUGUGAUUACAUUUUAUAAAUGUAACGUUUAUUGUUCGCUUUUCAGAAACUGGAACUCAAUAGCAAAAGCUACCUUCAAAAGUGGUAAAGAUACCUAUAAAUCCCUGCUGGAUAAAAUUAAAGAGAAGGAAGAGGACUGCAUCUCACUGGUGUCAAUAGAUAAGCACAUUUCUAGCGACAUUCCAGUGGAUUUGGAAUAUUUAAAAAACAGCAAGGACCCGUAUCCAUGUCUUACACAACUAACGAAAAAUGUUAUUUACAUUAACCAUGUGACCAACGGUCAUACUUCUACAGGAGAUGAAUUCGACAUUAACCUGGAUACGGACAUUCACACUGAGUUAAACUACUCAAAAAUCAUCAACGAAGCCGGCUGUUGGAAGUUUGUCAUCAAUGAAAUUAACUCGCUGGACGUUGAAAGCUGCGACUUCAACGGCGACGCCUCAAGGUCGCUGAUAGCGCUGGCAAAGACGAAGUGCCACUUCUUAAGAGCAAACAGGAAAUUUCCAACGAGGAAGGAAGGAUGUGUCCUGAAUCCGAGUGUUCUGACCCAUGAAGAGAUCAACGGAUUGACAGUCAGUGGCACGAGUGAUGAUGCUGGCGACGACGUUGAGGCCGGCGCCGAUUGGGACUAUAACCCGUGUUUGGUCAGCUACAAGGGCGCCGACUGCGAAAAGAUAAAACGAAAAAUAGUAUCGCACUGUACCAGCGUAAUGUCAGAAUCGGCAUUUCAGAUGUACCACUCGGACUUAAAUCACAUAGAGGAAAUCUUAAUAUGUAGAAGUGUCUUGGAAUAUUUUGAAUGGAAAAGGGCUGAUAUGGUCCAUCGAAUAAGAAAUUUAGAAGUUGUUGCAAACAUUGGAAGAUCAAAAAAUAGAAUUAAGAAAGAGUUGAAAAAAAAAUCAAGUAGAUAUUUUCGAUAUAGAGAUAAGAACAGAGUCGAUUGUUUGGAGAAAAAGCAAAAAAAUAAAAAGAUUUCUGAAACACACCGAGGAUUUUAG